This is a messenger RNA of Arabidopsis arenosa, 1681 nucleotides long. NCBI's taxonomy places the organism in Eukaryota, Viridiplantae, Streptophyta, Magnoliopsida, Brassicales, Brassicaceae. The record is from the annotation of a GenBank genome assembly.
GAGUUUUGUUUUUUUUGGCUUUCUAACUCUGAAGAAGAUAUAGUUUUUUGGAGAGGCAAAAAAACACAUGGGGAAGAAGAGGAUCGUGUUCUUUGCUUAUUUGCUCUUAUGCACCAUCUUUAUAAGUUUUAGCUUUGCAGGGAUAACCAAAGAGAGUCCUUUGUCAAUAGGACAAACUCUCAGCUCCUCUAAUGGUGUUUAUGAAUUGGGGUUCUUCAGUCCUAAUAAUUCCCAGAAUCAGUAUGUCGGAAUCUGGUUCAAGGGCAUUAUUCCGCAGGUGGUUGUGUGGGUGGCUAAUAGAGAAAAGCCUGUUACAGACUCCACGGCAAAUCUCGGUAUUAGCAGCAAUGGAAGUCUUCUGUUAUCUAAUGGAAAACAUGGCGUUGUGUGGUCUACCGGAGAUAUCGUUGCAUCUAAUGGGUCUCGUGCUGAGCUUACAGACAAUGGAAAUCUUGUUUUCAUAGACAAAGUUUCGGGAAGGACUUUGUGGCAAAGCUUUGAGCAUCUUGGUAAUACUCUGCUCCCUACGUCAACUAUGAUGUAUAAUCUCGUCACUGGUGAGAAGCGAGGAUUGACUUCUUGGAAAAGUUACACCGAUCCAUCGCCUGGCGAAUUUGUGGGUCAGAUUACACCGCAAGUGCCAUCACAGGGGAUUAUUAUGAGAGGCUCAACGCCUUAUUAUAGAACCGGUCCAUGGGCUAAAACAAGGUUCACCGGGUCACCGCAAAUGGAUGAAUCAUACACAAGUCCAUUCAGCUUACAACAGGAUGUAAAUGGGUCAGGAUACUUUUUAUAUCUUGAAAGAGACUACAAACUUGCAUGCAUGAUUUUAACAUCAGAGGGAUCAAUGAAGGUGUUACAGCAUAAUGGAAUGGACUGGGAAUCAACCUACGAGGGUCCAGCCAAUUCAUGUGAUAUAUACGGUGUAUGUGGACCUUUUGGGUUUUGUGUUGUAUCAGUUCCUCCAAAGUGUACAUGCUUCAAAGGUUUUGUUCCUAAAUCCACUGAGGAGUGGAAAAAAGGAAACUGGACUGGUGGUUGUGUGAGGCGUACCGAACUACAUUGUCAAGGAAACUCUACGGGCAAAGAUGCAAAUGUCUUCCAUACUGUUCCCAACACAAAGCCUCCAGACUUUUACGAAUAUGCAAAUUCUCAGAAUACUGAAGAAUGCCACAAAAAUUGCCUCCACAAUUGUUCUUGCUUGGCCUUUGCUUAUAUUCCUGGAAUAGGGUGCUUAAUGUGGAGCAAGGACCUAAUGGACACAAUGCAAUUUUCUGCAGGAGGAGAACUUCUUUCCAUUCGUCUUGCACGUUCUGAGCUGGGUAUGACUUAGAAGAUAAUUCAAGGACCUUCUGUAUCUUUUUCAAUUAUAUCUUCUACUUCAUUGAUAUUGAUGUUUUCGAUAGAAGCAUGACUUAUUGUUUAAUUCUUGUGCUAAAUUCCUCAGAUGUAAAUAAGCACAAGCUGACCAUUGUUGCUAGUACAGUGAGCCUUACCCUCUUUGUGAUCUUGGGCUUCGCUACUUUUGGUUUCUGGAGAUGCAGAGUGGAACAUAAUGGUAACACAUUGAUGGCUUUACUAUCAAACAACUUCUCACUGUUCAUCUAUUUAUUUGGUUGUCAACAAAAUUGCUCUGUUACAUUCGUUACGAAAUAUCGUGAAAUAAAAAGGUGUUUUUCCA